This is a messenger RNA of Meleagris gallopavo (turkey), 498 nucleotides long. The record is from RefSeq and is a predicted model, not a curated record. NCBI's taxonomy places the organism in Eukaryota, Metazoa, Chordata, Aves, Galliformes, Phasianidae.
GCACUGGUAAGGAGAGGAAACCAGGAACUAAAGGCACUGGAAUCAGCAAAGACAUAUCUAGAGAAAGUGGAGAAGGUAGAGAAUGGAGCUGCAGACUCUACAGGAGGCUCUGAAAGUGGAAAUUCAGGUUCACCAGAAACUGGUUGCCCAAAUGAAGCAAGAUCCACAGAUAUUUUUUCUUUCUAAUCAGAAUGCUGAUUUGAAGAAACAGCUUCAUGAACUUCAAGCCAAAAUCACAGCUCUGAGUGAGAAACAGGUAGGGAGAUGUAUUUUUAACACCUUUUCUAAAGAUGCAUCUUCUCCCAGCUUUCGAGAUAACAGCUAAAGUUAUUGAAGUACAAAAAGUAAGUGUGGGCAAACAGGUGCUUUGGAUUGCAUUUGAUUCCUCUUAGUGAAAGACAAGAUGAAUAUUACAAGUCCAUUGAGGAAGCAAUUAUUUUAAUCAGUGGAAGCUAUGAAUUUUUUAGCAUUGAAAAUAAUGUUUUUUUAUUAAGGGAG